Fusarium fujikuroi IMI 58289 is the source of this 870-nucleotide messenger RNA. Its product is annotated as related to short chain dehydrogenase/reductase. The record is from RefSeq and is a predicted model, not a curated record. Gene Ontology annotation, cellular component: cytoplasm. Gene Ontology annotation, molecular function: oxidoreductase activity, acting on the CH-OH group of donors, NAD or NADP as acceptor. The transcript has 3 exons. The coding region runs from base 1 to 870 and encodes 289 amino acids. Lineage: Eukaryota; Fungi; Ascomycota; Sordariomycetes; Hypocreales; Nectriaceae.
AUGUCGCCAUCUGCUGAUUCAAUUGUUGAUACGUCUUUUCAAGGCCAAAGAUUAUCUAUCGUUGUCACUGGAGGCGCAAGUGGCAUUGGUUUGGCUAUCACCCGUCACUUCGCUGCACAGGGCCACAUGGUUGCCGUUCUUGACGUCAACUCAAAGACUGGACCAGAUGUUGUUGCGGAAGUGUCAAAGCAGUACCCUCAAGCCACCGUCAGUUUUCGAUGGUGCGAUGUUUCUUCCUGGGAAGGACAAUACGCGGUCUUUGACCAGAUCUAUCGUGAGCACGGAGACCGAAUCGAUAUUGUUAUCGCCAAUGCAGGAAUCUCUGAUCCUGUAGUCGGAGCCCUCGAUUGCACUCCAACAGAGUUUCCCCGGAAACCGAACCUGAAAAUGCAGGAUAUUAAUCUCAAUGGAGUAAUUUACAGUGUUGGACUUGCUGUGCAUUAUAUGCUCAAGAACGAAGUCGGAAGUCGUCUUCCAAAUUCGAGAGGCUCUGUUGUUUGCACAUCAUCAUCAGCUGCCAUCUAUCCGUUCCCUGUUUCGCCGCUCUAUUCUGCAGCAAAGUCCGGCAUUAUAGGACUGGUUCGUUCCAUGGCUAUCAGGCUUGAAGAACCCAAGAUACAGAUCAACGCUCUUGCACCCGGAGUCCUGGAAACAAACAUCACUCCGGAUAAGGAACUCUUCAAGGCGAUGAUAAUCACGCCACUCUCAACCUUGACAAAGGCUGUUUCGCAAUUCGUGACAGACCCUUCGAGGACUGGUCAGGUGGCGGAACUGAAUGAGGAGACUAUUACACUGAGACCUCAUGCGGAAUAUGCUGAUGCUGGGGCGGAACAUAACAACAAGAUGUUUUAUAAACUAGGUCAUGCUUGA